UCGUGACCUGUAGGCGAGUGCUUGAAUUUCCUUGGAAUUCGUCCUUUUGCGUCGGAAACAGUUCGUGGAAUUAUUGCUUUCGCCAUUCUGUUUUGCUAUUUGAAUAUGGGAAUGCUUUACAGCUGAUUUGUGGGGGAGAACUACGCGUCUUUUAUUUUGCAACAAUGACGGCUUCGGCCGGCCAAAGGACAAUGGUGUAAUGCAAUGGAGUCAAGAGUUACCCAGACUUUUCUCCAAGAUAUUCAGAAUGGUGUUCGGUUUUCAAGCUGCUUAGGAAAAUGUCGUCUGUGAAAGUAGCUGUUCGAGUUCGUCCGUUUGCGAGCCGAGAAAACAAUCGAAGCUGCAAAUGUAUAAUUGGGAUGCACGGAGCUACCACAACCAUCCUAAAUCCUCGAAACCUGAGUGAAAAGCCUAAGAGUUUUAACUUUGAUUACUCAUAUUGGUCUCAUGAUGAAAAUGAUUCCCAUUUUGCAUCACAGAAGCAAGUGUAUGCAGACAUUGGCAAAGAAAUGUUGGCACAUGCAUUUGAGGGAUACAACAUUUGCAUAUUAGCAUAUGGCCAGACAGGCUCCGGAAAGUCUUAUACAAUGAUGGGCAAACAGGAGGCUGACCAGAAAGGAAUCAUACCACAGCUUUGUGAAGAGCUGUUUCAAAAGAUUGACAGUGAGAGCAGUGAUGAGUUGAUUUUAUCUGCUGAGGUCAGCUAUCUUGAGAUUUACUGUGAAAGAGUGAGGGAUUUGCUAAGUCCAAAAGCUAAGAACAACUUAAGAGUGAGGGAACAUCCAAUGUUGGGGCCAUAUGUAGAAGACUUGACUAAACUUGCUGUCACUUCAUUUGAGGAUAUAAAUGACCUUAUUGAUGAAGGCAACAAAGCUAGGACAGUAGCAGCAACAAACAUGAAUGAAACCAGCAGUAGAUCCCAUGCAAUCUUUAGUAUUGUGUUUACACAGAGGAGACAUGACUCCUUAACGGACCUAUCAUCAGCAAAGGUUAGCAAACUGAGUUUGGUAGAUCUUGCUGGGAGUGAGAGAGCAGAUGCAACAGGAGCCAAAGGGGAGAGACUUAAGGAAGGUGCAAACAUCAACAAAUCAUUGACGACUCUUGGAAAGGUGAUAUCUGCUCUCGCAGAACAGUCAUCUCAGAAGAAGAAAAGGAAAUCAGAUUUCAUUCCAUUCAGAGAUUCUGUUUUGACAUGGCUGUUGAGAGAAAAUCUAGGUGGAAACUCGAAGACAGCUAUGAUUGCUGCAAUUAGCCCAGCAGACAUAAAUUUUGAGGAAACUUUGAGUACCCUGAGGUAUGCUGAUCGUGCAAAACAGAUUUUAUGCAAAGCUAUAGUAAAUGAGGAUCCCAAUGCCAAGAUUAUUCGCGAACUAAAGGAAGAAGUGUCAAAAUUAAAGGAGCUACUUGUCAAUGAAGGCUACAAUCCUAAUGACCUGCAAUCUGUGUUAAAGCAAGGGUCUACACACCUACCAAGGAGAUACAGUCAAGAAUUCCAUGAUGGAACCCUAGAGAGGCUCAAGGCAUCUGAGAAACUGAUAGCUGAGCUAAACGAAACGUGGGAAGAAAAGCUGAGGAAAACAGAGGCCAUUAAGCAGGAAAGAGAGGCAAUGUUAGCGGAAAUGGGUGUGGCCAUCCACACCGAUGGUCAUACAGUUGGGCUGUUUCAGCCAAGAAGGAGACCUCAUUUAGUCAAUUUAAAUGAGGAUCCUUUGAUGUCCGAGUGUCUUCUGUACUACAUAAAGGACGGAAUUACAAGAGUUGGUCAAGCUAUGGCAAAGAGUCAUCAAGAUAUUCAGCUCAGCGGGGAAAAUAUUCUUGAUGAGCACUGUCUCUUAGAACACACCCAAGGUGUAGUGAAGAUAAUUCCAUGCGAGAAUAGCCGUACGUUCGUCAAUGGAAAGCUGAUCACAGAAUCCACACUGUUGAGAUCAGGGGCUCGUAUCAUUCUUGGAAAUAAUCACGUAUUCAGAUUUAAUUUUCCCGAUCAAGCUCGUGAGGAGCGUAUCCGUCAGUCUCGAGGGAAUCUUCUCGAGGACUUAAAUGGAAAAAGUGAGAGUAAAGCAGAGGAACCCGUGGACUGGUCAUUUGCGGUGUUGGAACUGCUAAGAGAACAGGGUUGGGAUGUAAAAGAGAUGAAUGAAAGGGUGGUUGAGCUCGAGGAGCAAAUUAAAAGAGAAAAAGAUCAAGCAGAUUUGCUUUUAGAGCAGCAGAGACUGAGCUAUGAAACGCGACUGCUGGAACUUCAGCGCCAGAUGGAUCAAUCGUCAGUACCAUCCAGUGAAUCAGUGGACAGUGACAUAGAUGUCGACAGUUUUGACAGCGAAAGCCCACUGACCGAACGUGAGCUCAACUUGGCGGAAGUAGUGAUCGACAAGUGGAGAUGUUAUGUAUGCACCUCACUCAGGGAUGACUUAUUGAGUCAUGCAGUUCUGUUAAAAGAAGCGAACGCCAUCAGCGUGGAGUUGAGAAAGAAGGUGGAGUUUCAAUUUACGCUGUUAACAGACACACUCUACACUCCCCUUCCAUCGUUUCUUUUGAGUGAUGUCAGACACAAGGAUAACCCCACUGUACUGGCUGUGGAGGUCAAAGACAUGAAACAUGGCGCCUCACACUACUGGUCACUUGGAAAGCUACGGGACCGACUGGAAGACAUGCGCUUUUUGUAUGACACCGCCGCAGAAACUAACAGUAAAAUCUCUUUUGACUCUGCUGACCCUUUCUACGACUCACUUCCAUGGUUCAGACUCAUUGGAAGAUCGUUUGUAUACCUGAGCAACUUGAUAUUUGGUGUUGCGCUGGAGCAAACGGUACCGAUUGUAAGUGAAUUGGGAGACAUACAAGGGAACCUGUCCAUCAACAUUCAGCAGUGCACUGAUCGUGGCACUUGGCAGGUGGACGAAACGGGUUACUCCUGUGUUCUGUGGUUAAAUUUCCUAUCUGAUGAUCCCGAACAGAAGAGUGAGAACGAGGAGAUUGAAGAAGCGGUUGAAGCAGACGAAGUACAGGAACCUCCUUUCUCUAAAGGGACACUUCAUGUCGGCCAGCCCUAUGUGAUCAGCAUCACUGUACAGCAGGCUCGUGGAAUUCCUUCUCAAUACACUGAUAUAUUCUGUCAAAUAAGGUUUUUAUGCAGUGAAGAAGAUGAAGGAUUUUCCACUGAGCCCGUUACUAACAAACCAAAUGGUGGUCCUCUGGGAUUUUACUUUAACCAAAAGAUUGGCGUUGUGGUAACAAGAGAGUUCAUAGACUACAUCAGCACCAGGCCCCUGCAGGUUGAAGUGUUCGGUCAUUAUCUGCAUCACCCACAGCAUCAAUCAAGAUCGCAGCUUCCAAGGGCUAUAGUGAAGGAAGGGGAAACUGGUUCUAAACAUCUUAAAGAAUCGUCACCUGCUGUUCCUUUGCCACUUCAAUCCUGUGACGAAGAAGGAACUCUUAAGUUUGAUUUGUUGGUGUGGGUUGAGGUCUUCGAAAUGUCACCGUCUGGAGAGUAUUUUCCUUGUGUUGUGAUACGUAAAAAUGACACACCUUGUGGUGGAGUUUUCCUUCUUCAUCAGGGAAUCCAAAGGCGCCUUGUUGUUACAAUAAUACACGAGAACUCUAUGGACAUCAGAAUCAGAAAAAUCACAGAACUUGCUGUGGGUCGUGUACGCACAACUGUCACCCUUCCCCCUUCAGGGGAAAGUUCACCUCAUACUGUAUCACUAAACGUGCUGUCACCUCAAGUCCAGUCCCACCCGGAUGAAAACAAAUGCGUAUUCAGGUUCGAAGCAGCCUGGGACUCAUCGCUUCAUAAUUCCAUUUUACUGAACAGGGUGACUCCGCCAGGAGAGCUUGUGUUCGUUACCAUAUCUGCGUACCUUGAGCUCGAAAACUGUUGCCAAACUUCGUGUCUCACAAAGGAUAUUCCCGUUUGCGUUUUUGGAAGAGAUUCCAAAACCUCCUCACGGUCUGUGUGGAGUUUGUUCGGUUCUUCGCGACGUCCUGAAAAUGAUAAACUCAGCGAUAUAUUUGAACUGGUAUUCCAUCCCGCUGAUGAGCACGGCCAACUGAUGAAAACGAAGAAGAGAGCAGUGAUGGACACUUCGAGUAUUUAUGUAAGAGGAGAAGAAAACCUUGGUGAGUGGAAACCGAGGGGAAUAUCACUGCUUGAUGAGCAUCAGUCACAUUUAGAUAAACUGGAGAGAAUUCAGGAGGUGAGUAAAACUCGUCACAUCCUGUGCCUUGGUGAGACGCUCAUGUCCUCUGACCGUCCCGACAACGUGUUGGUUGAUCCGGGAAUUUUCUCGGCUGGAAGUACCUAUUCCAGCCGGACUAGCCUGGGUUCUAUUUCGUUAUCUUCCUCGUUUCUGUCAGUUGCGUCACUUCCGGCUGGGAAACCACUGCGUUUUACAAGAGAUGUUAACCCUGAGAAAGUUAAAGAAAACUUGAUAACAAAGUGUCUUCGUCUCCUAACGUGGAGAAAGCACUUGUGUGAAGCCAAGGCUUUGAGUCGAGUUCCUUCGUCUGAGGGCAGUGCGAGCGCGUUGGAAAUACAAGAAAAAGAACAAGAAGAUGAAUCUAAAGUGGAGUAUUACGUACCAGAGGUGUUUCUUGUCAGGAGAAACCCGGUGACAAGCAAGCGAGGUUACCUUCACAUUAUGGACGAGUGCAGCUGUAGAUGGAGCAAAUGUUAUGUAGUUGUUCGGAAACCUUACGUGCUUCUCUAUCGCCAGGAAGGGGACCCAGUUGAACAGUUUCUGAUCAACUUGAAGCGUUCUAAAGUGGAGUGUCCUGACUAUGUUGUGUCGUUCAGUGUAUUCUCAAUUCGCACGAAACACUGCAGAUUUCUUGUGCGUAACACAACGGAGAAGGAGGAAGAUGCUUAUGAUUGGCUCUAUGCGCUCGAUCCUCUGUUAGUUGGAAGUUUGAGGUCAAGAAAAGGAAGUUCAAAACAUGGACACAAAUGAUGGCGCGCCCGUAAAAGAUUGUGAUGCCUUUAGAAAUCUCGUUGGCAAAUUUACUUGGAGAGAUUUGAUGAUAAGCUUCUUCAAAAGUCAGGAUGCUGUCUGUACAGAAAUGUAAGGCAUCUGCACCACGAGAGGGGCUUGUCAUCUAAAGUAUAGAGUAUUUAACAUAAUUUAUAUGCUUUGUGUUAGUGUUGAAUACGCCAGAGGGGAUGUAGACUUAAGAGUGGUUGGAAGUUUUAGAUUAAAGGUAAAUUUUAUGUAUAAAAUUCCUAUAACUAUAUUUAAAUAUAAUAGUAGUGUAAAAAUUUUCAAUUUGCCAAUGUCCCUUUCGUUACCUCAUAAGGAAAGAGGUGAUCAUCUUUAACAGAAUUGUUUUAUUUUUUAAAAUCCAUAUAAUUGUAGCUGCGGGAAAAGGACAUCUUUUCAUAAUUGUAUCCAUAGAAUAUUCCGUGAAUGGGAUAAAAAGCCCUCGUUGACUUACAUAUUAAUAUUUUCAAUAUAUCAUUGGCUGGUGGAGAACCGCCAACUAAUGAAGGGAUACUUGUGGUAGAAUUUUUUCCAAAUAAUGAGAGGGAAAAGGGGGUGUUUAUGGAAAAACAAUUGGUUUCAUUGAAGCUGGCAGUGUGCAUGAACAGCAACGACAAUAAUUAACAACUAUUCACCGAAGUGGAGGUGGUUAGUGGUGGAUAUUUACCGAGCCGCGAAGCGGCGAGGUA
Molecule: messenger RNA, 5662 nt
Organism: Stylophora pistillata
Lineage: Eukaryota; Metazoa; Cnidaria; Anthozoa; Scleractinia; Pocilloporidae
Product: kinesin-like protein unc-104
Biological process (GO): microtubule-based movement
Molecular function (GO): microtubule binding; ATP binding; microtubule motor activity
Source: RefSeq, a predicted model, not a curated record